AUUGUAACAAAUAUUUAUAAGAUUACAUGUUGUUACACUUCAGAAAUGUAGCUAUUUCCUAAAGCCAAAUUCUCAAUAAAAUAUUGUUCAAAAUUGUGGGCCUACGCCGGCCUUUAAAUGGGAAAGUCGCUGGAUGUGGUGGUCUUUGGGUCGGCAAACAUCGAAUACAUAACAUAUGUCGCGGAAUUGCCGAAACCCGGAGAGCUGGUCGCCGGAACCUAUAUGGAGACCUGUUUCGGCGGCAAGGGGGCCAAUCAGUGUGUGGCGGCUGCCAAACUGGGCGGCUCCACCGCCCUGGUGGCCAAACUGGGCAAGGACGAGUCCGGCGACGACUACCUGAGCCACUUGCAGCAGCACGAGGUGGAUGUGCAGCACGUCGAGCAGGUGAAGAACAAUACCACGGGCAUGAGCGAGAUCGCGGUGUCCGACGAGGGGGAGCAGUACAAGAUCAACGUGGCGGGGGCCAAUGCCCUUCUCACCGGGAAGGAUGUGAACCGCGCCAAGAAGACCUUCCAGGCGGCCAAGGUGCUCCUCUGCCAACUGGAAGCGGACAUGAAUGCCACCAUGUGCGCGCUACGGCAGUUCAAGGGGGUUUCCAUACUGCACAUGUCGCCCAUGAAAAAGGACAUUCCCGGCGCCAUGAUCGUUUUGCCCAGUAUUUUAGUGGUCAACCAGGAGGCGGCAGCUCGUCUAACCGAGGUGGAGGAGGUCAAAACUCUCGAACAGGCCCGAGAAGCAGCCGACAAUCUCAUAGAGCAGGGAGCCAAGAACGUGAUCAUCACCAUGGGCGACCAGGGAGCGGUCUUCAUGUCCAGGAAGAACAGGGAUACGUGCACUCAUGUGCCCGCCUCCGAUGUGCCACACCUGGCCGAUUCCUCGGGGGCGGGAGAUGCCUUUCUGGGCAGCUUGGCCUAUCACAUUGCUCGGUUUCCCAAGCUGACCACAGAGCAUCACAUCAGUGCGGCCAACUCCUGCGCCGCUUAUUCCUUGGGUCGCCGAGGCACCCAGCCCAGUUUUCCGGGCAGGGAAAGCGCCAAAAAUGAUCUGUGCUAUAUGACGCCCACUUUCAAUGUCAUCCCUCCUCCCAAUCCGGAAACUGAUAAAGAACCAGAGGAAGAUGCCACUGCCGCAGCUCCAGUACCUCCGGUACCUCCACCUGAAGAGGCCCCGGAACCCGUGGCUGAAGAAGCACCACCACCACCACCUCCUCCGCCACCCGAGGAACCCGUCGCAGAAGCAGCCCCACCACCACCACCUCCUCCACCUCCCGAGGAACCUGUUGCAGAAGCAGCACCACCACCUCCUCCACCUGAAGAACCUCCAAAAGCUGUGGAGACCGCCGAAGAGCCUUCAAAAGCAGAGGAGACUUCUAAGGAACCCGCCAAGCCCGUGGAGACAGCUAAUGAGCCACCUGCGAAUAAAACAUGAACAAUAUUUCUAAUCUCAAGAAAUGU
Molecule: messenger RNA, 1454 nt
Organism: Drosophila subpulchrella
Lineage: Eukaryota; Metazoa; Arthropoda; Insecta; Diptera; Drosophilidae
Product: ribokinase
Exons: 2
Coding region: 118-1428 (436 amino acids)
Biological process (GO): D-ribose metabolic process
Molecular function (GO): ribokinase activity
Source: RefSeq, a predicted model, not a curated record